Molecule: messenger RNA, 1386 nt
Organism: Colletotrichum chrysophilum
Lineage: Eukaryota; Fungi; Ascomycota; Sordariomycetes; Glomerellales; Glomerellaceae
Exons: 2
Coding region: 1-1386 (461 amino acids)
Biological process (GO): transcription initiation at RNA polymerase II promoter; RNA polymerase II preinitiation complex assembly
Cellular component (GO): SLIK (SAGA-like) complex; transcription factor TFIID complex; SAGA complex
Molecular function (GO): RNA polymerase II general transcription initiation factor activity; protein heterodimerization activity; transcription coactivator activity
Source: RefSeq, a predicted model, not a curated record
AUGGCGGCUCAAGACGCGCCAAAGCUCCUGUGGAAUCCCGACAACGUCAAAGACGUAGCCGAGUCCGUCGGCAUCCCGAACCUCAACGACGAAGCUCUGCGCUGCCUCACCCAGGAUGUCGAGUACCGAAUCGGCCAGGUCCUCGUCGAGGCCCUGCGCUUCAUGCGCGCUGCUCGCCGCACCACUUUGACCGUCAACGACAUCAGUACCGCUCUCAAAGUUCUUAACAUCGAACCUUUGUACGGAUACGACUCGACGCGUCCGCUGCGAUUCGGCGAGGCUAGCCUCGGCCCCGGUCAACCGCUGUUCUACAUCGAGGACGAGGAGGUCGAUUUCGAGAAGCUCAUCAACGCGCCCUUGCCCAAGGUGCCGCGCGACAUGAGCUUCACAGCACACUGGCUCGCAAUCGAAGGCGUACAACCAUCCAUCCCCCAGAACCCGACGACAGCCGAAUCCCGAUCGCAAGAACUCGUACCCAAGGGCCCCGGUGCUAACCCCGCCCUGGCCGCUCUUGCCGGCAACGACUCCAUCUCAUUCCGACCCGCCGUCAAGCACGUUGUUUCUAAGGAACUCAUCCUCUACUUCGAAAAGGUCCAGAACGCCAUCCUCGACGACAAUCCAGACGAGGAAGUUGGGCGUCUCCGCCAGGCCGCUCUUGCCUCCGUCCGCGACGACCCCGGCCUGCACCAGCUGAUCCCCUACUUUAUCAACUUCGUCGCGAACCAAGUCACCCACCGCCUCGACGAUGUCUUCAUCCUCCGCCAGUCCAUGGAGCUGACGCUGGCCCUCAUCCAAAACAAGAAGCUCUUCCUCGACCCCUACGCCAACUCCAUCGCCGCACCCGUGUUAACCUGCAUCCUCAGCCGCAAGAUCGGCGCCGAGGACGGCUCUGAUGCGGUGAAGGAGCAGUACAAGCUACGCGAAUUCUCAGCGUCGCUGCUCGGCGAGAUUGCGCGGAAGUACUCGGCCUCCAACAACCUCCUCAGACCCAAGCUCGUGCGCACGUGUCUGAAGUUCUUCAUGGACCCGGAUAAGCCCCCCGCUGCGCACUUUGGCGCCAUCUCUGGUGUCGCGUCGGCUGGCGGUCCCGAGGCGGUGCGUGUGCUUGUGCUUAAGUGUCUGAGGGCGUACCAUGACAACAUCCUUCAGCCGUUGAAGGAGAAGGGCGAGGGGAUCGACUUUGAGAUGCUGGUUGGUGGCAUUCUGAAAGCGAUCAGCACAAUGGCCGAGAGCGACAAGACCCCCGUCAACGGCGUGAACGGCAGCGUCGACAAUUAUGCCACCGAGCUCAACGAGUUCAUCGGCCCCAUCCUCGGCGCCCGUGUACUCAGCUCAGGGAACUCAAGAGUGAUCCGGCAAAUUCUGGAUGCCCGAAACAUCGAAUAG